This is a messenger RNA of Rotaria sordida, 644 nucleotides long. Lineage: Eukaryota; Metazoa; Rotifera; Eurotatoria; Philodinida; Philodinidae. The record is from the annotation of a GenBank genome assembly.
UGGAUUAAACCAAAUAAUUUUGUCAUAUUUACUUGUUCAUAUAAGAUAAAAUUUGAUUGAUUCUGCAAAAGUGAAUAUUAAUAGAAAAAAAAAAAACGAAUUUUUGUUUUAAUAGACAAACAGUUGCUCAAUUAUGUGGAUGGUCACAUAUCGAUUCAAAAUCAGUUGGAUAUGAUCGUAUGGCAUUAUUAUUAGAACAAGAUGAAUAUGAAAAAGUAGCUGCACUUUAUAUAUUUCAAAUGAAUGUUAAUCGAGCAUUAGAAGUACUUAAUGAGGGUCUUCAACGAGGUGGAAAAGAAGAAUUAGCAACAUUAAUUCUUGCGUUAGUUGGUUCAAUUCGAGCAACAUCAACAAAUAAUGAUGAUAAAACAUUAAUGAAUGAAUUUUCAUCUGUAACAAAAUUAUUUCAUCGACCUUAUGUUCGAGCUAUGUUUGGAUUUAUUCUUACACAAGAUGGAAAUGAUCUUCAAUAUGAAUGUGUUCUCGAUGAACAAUUAGAUCUUAAUGAUAAAGUUGCAUUUGCUGCUCGAUAUUUAAAUGAUCAACGUCUUUAUGAUAAAUUAGAUAAAUUAGCUGAUGAGAGUCGAGAAAAAGGCGAUCUACAAGGAAUUCUUCUUACUGGUUUGUUUUAUUUAUCAAUUUAA